CUCAACAGUGGAAGUGAAACACGAUGAAGAUCCUCUUCUUAUCUGUCCUUCUGGCAGCGGCUACAGCCCAGACCUUCCUGGGCCAGCCCGCAAAUCUGGUCAUCCGUCUCAACCAGAACAAAGUCGCCUUGCAGCCGAACCAGGACAGCUUCCAGCAAGGUACCAGGGACUCCCAGCUCGGAACAAACAACCACCAGCAAAGAGUUGGGUUAGGAUCCCAGCAAAGUUCCAGAGAUUCUCAACAAAGACUUGCUGCUGCCCAACAGGGAACUGACAGCUUCCAGAAAAGUUCCAGAGAUUCUCAACAAAGACAUGCCACUACCCAACAGGGAGCUGACAACUUCCAGCAAAGUUCCAGAGCUUCUCAACAAGGACUUGCUGAUGCCCAACAGGGAACUGACAGCUUCCAGCAAAGAUCCAGGGACUCUCAACAAAGGCUUGCCACUACCCAACAUGGAACUGGCAGCUUCCAGCAAAGUUCCCGAGAUUCUCAACAAAGACUUGCUGAUGCCCAACAUGGAACUGACAGCUUCCAGCAAAGUUCCCGAGAUUCUCAACAAAGACAUGCCACUACCCAACAGGGAACUGGCGGCUUCCAGCAAAGUUCUCGAGACUCUCAACAAAGACAUGCUGCUGCCCAACAGGGAACUGGCAGCUUCCAGCAAAGUUCCCGAGACUCUCAACAAAGACAUGCUGCUGCCCAACAGGGAACUGACAGCUUCCAGCAAAGUUCCCGAGAUUCUCAACAAAGACUUGCUGCUGCCCAACAGGGAACUGACAGCUUCCAGCAAAGUUCCAGAGAUUCUCCACAAAGACAUGCCACUACCCAACAGGGAACUGACAGCUUCCAGCAAAGUUCCAGAGAUUCUCAACAAAGACAUGCCACUACCCAACAGGGAACUGGCAGCUUCCAGCAAAGUUCCCGAGAUUCUCAACAAAGACUUGCUGCUGCCCAACAGGGAACUGACAGCUUUCAGCAAAGUUCCCGAGACUCUCAACAAAGACAUGCCACUACCCAACAGGGAACUGACAGCUUCCAGCAAAGUUCCAGAGAUUCUCAACAAAGACAUGCCACUACCCAACAGGGAACUGGCAGCUUCCAGCAAAGUUCCCGAGAUUCUCAACAAAGACUUGCUGCUGCCCAACAGGGAACUGACAGCUUCCAGCAAAGUUCCCGAGACUCUCAACAAAGACAUGCCACUACCCAACAGGGAACUGGCGGCUUCCAGCAAAGUUCCCGAGAUUCUCAACAAAGACUUGCCACUGCCCAACAGGGAACUGGCAGCUUCCAGCAAAGUUCCCGAGAUUCUCAACAAAGACUUGCUGCUGCCCAACAGGGAACUGGCAGCUUCCAUCAAAGUUCCCGAGAUUCUCAACAAAGACAUGCCACUACCCAACAGGGAACUGGCAGCUUCCAGCAAAGUUCCCGAGAUUCUCAACAAAGACUUGCUGCUGCCCAACAGGGAACUGACAGCUUCCAGCAAAGUUCCCGAGAUUCUCAACAAAGACUUGCUGCUGCCCAACAGGGAACUGACAGCUUCCAGCAAAGUUCUAGAGAUUCUCAACAAAGACUUGCCACUGCCCAACAGGGAACUGACGGCUUCCAGCAAAGUUCCCGAGAUUCUCAACAAAGACUUGCUGCUACCCAACAAGAGCUCAACAGCUUCCAGCAAAACUCCCGUGGUUCUCAGCAAAUUUCGGCCAACUUUCAACAAGAACUUAGACGACCCCAGCAAGUGUCUGGAACAAGCCAAGUUACUUUCAACAGUAAUCAGCAGAGGUCUGACCGAUUCCAAGAAAGUUCCCUUGCGGCAAAUCAAGGCAUCAGGGCAAAUCACCAAACUUCAGGAAGGUUCCAGCAAGACUCUGGUGUAACCCGAGAAGUUUUUGAUAAUAAUGAAGGAGAAAAUAACCUGUUCCAACUGAGUUUCUCAGGAUCUGCACAAGGCCUUACUGGAGGGUCUAGCCAAGUCUUGCAGAGAUCCAGCGAUUCCCAGGGAGGGAAUACAUUACAGCAGGGGGCCAGUGCACUGCAACUAAACAACAACCAGAGGACGAGCAACUUCCAGCUGGGGUCGACAGACUUCCAGUCACAGAGAAGACAAACGUCGCUGAGUCAGCUUCAACAGGGCACCGGGAGACUGUUUCUUCAAGGAAGCAAUUUACAGACCAGUGCCAACUCACAGCUCAUUAACAAUCAAAUCUCAGGUUCAGGAGCUGUAAGAUUCAGUGAAACUCUGAAGGAGGAAGUGAAUGGCGUGUUGGAGCCCCUAAACCUGCCCUCCGGUGCCAGGCUUCUGUUGGGAGACAUCAGCACCACCUUCAGCUGUACUAAUCAGCCUUACGGGUACUUCGCUGACGAAGAGAACUUCUGCAGAGUCUUCCAUGUGUGUUACCCGGUGAUGUUGAUCAACGGCAUCAUCAAGACCAACCAAUAUAGCUUCAUGUGUGGCGAGGGAUCUAAGUUUGACCAGAGAGAGACGACUUGUGUCCACGACGCUGACGCCAUCCCUUGUAACACUUCCUCCCAGUUCUACGCCAAGAACGCCCAGUUUGGUUUUCCUCAGGAUCGAGAUGCUUUCAAGAAGUAACUUCUACACCCGCAUAAAACUGACUCUGAAGACGGAGAGAAGUUGUUCAGGAGACCCACUACCUCUCCCUCCCCCCCCGUGUGGCCUCCUUACUGUUGUGUGUGUGUGAACCUCAACAGCUAACGGCCUCCUGAAGCACGUAAACAAAACUGAUAUAAUAUUUUAGUAUAGUUCCUCUGAACGGAUGGUGUCUAUGUAUCACCUCUUCAGACAUUCAUAAAUCUCUCAAUUAGAUAAAAAAAAAUGUAUGUUAUCUUCCAAAUCAAUUUUUGGAUCAUAAUGGACCUGCAGAGGGUGUGUCGAUCUUAAUAAAUAAACCUAGACUUCAAUUUUAC
This is a messenger RNA of Homarus americanus (American lobster), 2926 nucleotides long. RefSeq names its product hornerin-like. Gene Ontology annotation, molecular function: chitin binding. Gene Ontology annotation, cellular component: extracellular region. Bases 24 to 2591 code for a protein of 855 amino acids. Lineage: Eukaryota; Metazoa; Arthropoda; Malacostraca; Decapoda; Nephropidae. The record is from RefSeq and is a predicted model, not a curated record. The transcript has 3 exons.